This is a messenger RNA of Eimeria mitis, 831 nucleotides long. RefSeq lists its product as uncharacterized. Lineage: Eukaryota; Apicomplexa; Conoidasida; Eucoccidiorida; Eimeriidae. The coding region runs from base 1 to 831 and encodes 276 amino acids. The transcript is spliced from 5 exons. The record is from RefSeq and is a predicted model, not a curated record.
AUGGACAGGGAAAGGAGCACAGCAGCACAUGGGCAUAGGGGGGCGGCUCCCGCACCUGCUCGGACUUUGGACGUUGCUGCUGCAGCAGCUGCAGCAGCAGCAGCAGCAGCAAUACAGCAGCAGCAGCAGCAGCAACACAGCAGCAGCAGCAACAGCAACGCUGCGGCAGCAACACAGCAGCAGCAACACGGGAGACCCGCCGACUGCAGCAGCAGCAAGACAGCAGAAGACAUAGCAGCAGCAGCAGCAACUGCAGCAGCAGUAGCAACAGAAGCAGAAGCAGCAGCAACACUAGCAGCAACAGCAGCAGCAACAACAGCAGCGGCAGCAAUAGCAACUGCAGCAGCAGCAGCAGCAGCAACAGGAGUAGCAACAAUAGCAGCAGCAGGAACAGCAGCAGCAGCAACAGCAACAGCAGCAGCAACAAGAGAAGCAGAAGCAGCAGCAGCAGCAGAAAUAGCAGCAGCAGCAGCAGCAACAGCAGCAGCAGCAGCAGCAGCAACAGCAGCAGCAGCAGCAGCAAAGAUGGCGGUGCGGAACGCUAGUGUCCCUCAGCUGCUGCAGCAGAUGAGUGAUAUUGAUUUGACCUUCGCAUCCCCCUGCACUUGCCAGCAGCAGCAGCAGCAGCAGCAGCAGCAGCAGCAACGGCAGCAGCAGCAGCAGCAGCAACAGCAGCAACUGCAGCAACAGCAGCAGCAGAACAGACAAACGGGUUAUGGCGGCUUCGGAUUUAACAGAGGCAAUCCUCAGCAGCCCACAGGGUUUGGGGGCGGCUUGGGAGAGCCGCGCUGCUUCUGCUCUGCUGCAGCAGCUCGAAGACACUUCUGUUGA